Molecule: messenger RNA, 429 nt
Organism: Parnassius apollo (apollo)
Lineage: Eukaryota; Metazoa; Arthropoda; Insecta; Lepidoptera; Papilionidae
Source: the annotation of a GenBank genome assembly
AUGGCGGAAUCGCUAUUUAGCCUCGAUGACAACGCAAUUGGGGAGUUACUAGAACAGUCUGACUUGGAAGAUGUUGAUGAAGAUGAUGAUGACUUAUAUGUGCAAAAUGAUGAAGAUAAUAACUCCUACGUGGAUGAUGUCCCACUCUCAUCUGUGAGGGUGGCUACCAAUCAAAGUGAUGGUAAAUGGACAAAAAAAGUUUUCGAGGGAAGACUACUAGUCAAGCUCAAGAAAGUUCAAGUAAUGAACCGCCCAAAUCACCUGCGGAGUACUUCGAAAAUUAUUUUGAUGCCGAACUGUUUGAAAAAAAUUGCGAUCUGUACUGCGCAAUAUUACAUGGCCGAAAAAGGACAGCAAAUGAGGCUGGAAUGUACACCUAAUGAAAUAAAAAAAAUUCUUUGGAGUUCACGGGAUGAUGAGUUGCAUUAA